AUUACCGACCAUCACCACCAAUAUUCGCACACACACACACACACACACACACACGCGCACGCACUUACACAUGUACACGCACACACACACACGAGCCCCGUAUACACACUCACACACUAACACAUUCACACACGCACAAAAAAAUAAAAGCUUUCCCCCUGACCUCCGACCUCUCCUAAGCAUAUCGCUGCGCCGCAUCUGUGCCAAAAUAUCAAACGCAACGCGCAGCGAAGCUAGUACUCCCUUAUAAGGAACUUACGAUUCAUUGACGUUUGAAAUAUAUAAUGUAUGUCAACACCGAAUGUAUUCAUUUGGUGCCUGCCUUUCAUUAAUGUUAACUUAAACGAACAAAAGUCAAUCAUUUCACAUAUCCUCCAACUCUCUCAAUCAGGCCCUACUGUAUAGGUAUUAGGGACUACUUUUUUGCUGCGCCAGUGAACAGGCCUUUUAAAUAGGCGUUGUGAAUCCAUACUGCCACAACUUUUCGGGAAAACUUUGAGUGUCCUCCCAUCGAAAGGAUUUUCAGGAAAACUUCGGGAUUUUACUUGUUUGUUUCGACUUGUAUCGGAUAUAGAGUAUUUAGAAGUACGAGGCUGGUUCGGUUCGUGAUUUUAGUCACUUAGUUGGCGAAAAUGUCGCAACAAAGGACCGAACAGAAAGGAAAUCAAGUCGUACAUGUUAGGGGAGACAGCGAUUCCGACUUGGAUGCUCUGUUCAAGGCUGCUAUGAAUCCUUCAGAAGUCCCACAUCAACUUCCAUUGCGGAUGAGGAACCUGCCGGCGUCUUUCUUCACACCGCCCGAUCCGACGCAACAAAAGCAACACAGCAGGGAAGGGAGUACGGAUUCGACGGGUGCCGGUAGCGGGUCGGUGUUGAAUUCUCCGGGUUUGACCAUUGCUCACCCUCGCGCACAUUCUUCCCCGGCCAGUUUAGCACAAACUAUGAGCGCAGCCCCUCCUCCGUCGUCCCAGCAUGUUAGACAGCAUAGUUAUGAUCUCACAGACGAACAGCCCCUACCCCCGGGAUGGGAAAUGGCAAAAACUAAUCAAGGACAUCGAUAUUACCUCAAUCAUUUAGAUCAAUCAACAACUUGGCAUGAUCCCAGAAAGUCUCAUAACACAGUGCUGAACAACCAGCCUCAAAGUCGACCACAAUCCCAGCAAUCCCCACCUGUCUCUCUCCAAAAUUUAGGGCCACUUCCACCAGGUUGGGAACAAGCUACAACCAACGAUGGAGAAGUGUAUUAUAUAAACCAUGUCGAGCGGACAACAAGUUGGUAUGAUCCAAGAAUUCGUAAGUAUAAAUUACUUUUGGGUUACAUCUCUAAUCAUGAAAUAUCUGCUGGAGGUGAAAUUUCAUCCAAAUCAAGAGAUGUAGGUUUAGUCAUAUUUCGUGGAAAUCUUACCACUUUUCACCUAUAUCAACUAAUAGAAAUAAAAAUGAACAAAACUGUGAUACAUUUUCUAAUUAUUACAGGUGGAAUGGGGACCAACUAUAGUUUAAAAUCUUCCGAAGAUUUCCUGUCAAAUGUAGAUGAAAUGGACACACAAGAUGGGGGGCACAAAAUGCAAAGUCCAGGUGACUUUGGCAACAUGGACAUUGGGAAUGUUGGAGACAGUGGUGAAAACACAAAUAUGGAUAGCGAUGAUUUGGUUCCAAGUUUACAAGAAGAUAUCACAACUGAACUGUUAAAUGAUGUUGAGACUGUAUUGAGUAAUUCUAAAGUAGAUGGUCUGUUAUGGUUGUGAAAAUAAAGGGAACCAGAAAAUAGUGGCAGUACCGCUAUCAAACAUAGAUAUAUAAACAUAUAUAUAUAUGUGUGUGUAUAUAAAACACAGAACUCUUGGAUUUGGCAGAGUAUGGAAAACUGCCACACCAAAUAGAGCCACUGGAUAAAUGGCAGAAAACAAGGAAUCAUUAUUGUUAACCGACUCAAAUUUGGAUGUAAAGGGGGACAUUACAAUUGAACUAAGUGCUAUGGUACACAAUUUAUCUAGAGAAACAUAACUUUAUACAAACACAUACACGUACACAAGAAGGUCACAAAGCAUAAAAUAUAUAUAUGAUGAUAUCUGUGUAUAUAUUCAAGCAGAUGCAUCAAGACAGACUUCUAUAGACUCACAUGUUUGGUUGUCAAUAGAGAAGAGUUUCUCUCUAUUACAGCUCAUGGUUAAUUAUCCAUCUGUGGUAAUCUAAAAAUAAUAUAUUGUGUUAUAUACAAAACCAAACCAAAUAAUGUGUAUUUCACAAUUCUUUUAUAUAUAUAUAUAAUUAUACAUAUAUUUUAAAUUUCAGGGAAAAGCUAGAAAGAGUGAAUAUUUUCUUUCUUUUUUUUUUUUUCCUCCCCAACAUUUUUCCCCCCCUCUAUUAUUUUAACUAUAUAUAACUCUGGUAGUUAGUAUUUGAAAACGAUGUUGGAAAAGUUGAUAUAUCUAUCUCUCUAGAUGAUUUGAGCGAUUAAAAACUAACUGAAAAAUAAACAGAAAACAUGCACUACAAAACAAUUAAAAAGAAAAACACUAAAACAGCAUUUAAUGAAACCAAAUCAGAGAUAUAUGGAUAUAUAAAUAUACAUAUAUAUAUAUAUAAAUAUAUAUAUAUAUAUGAAAAUCAGUCUUCCUAUUCCUUACAGACAACUGUCAUUUGUAGUUGAAUAUAUAUCAAAUAUUAGGCAUGUAUAUACUAUUGUUUCAGUUCCUCAAAUUAUCUUUCCGUGCACCAUCUUUCAAAGUAAAAAAAGAAAACCAUAUCGGUUAGUGUUAGUUUAUAUUAUAAGUAAUGUUGAAUCUUAAGGUAGAAUAUCACUGCGAGCAAAUAUUUGAAUUUAGUCACUCUUUUUAAAAUCACUGUAGGCUUUUCUGAGUCUCUUAUAAUGGAUUAAUAAAACUUCUAUACUGAAAUUUAAAACGUCAACAAAAAGUAAAAAAAAUUUCAAAAAUAAAUAAAAAGAAACUUCUAAAAACAUAGGAAUAAGUGUAUGUGCAUAUAUAAAUACACCUAUGUAUGUAACUGCAUGUAUGUGAAUAUACGCAUAUAUAUAUGUAUAAGCAUACAUAGUGUUUACAUGGAUAGCUCUCACAUUUUAUACUAAAAUGUAAAAAUGUAUUCUAAUUUUUUUAUUUUUUACCAAAGUAUGAAAAAAAAGGCAUACAAAAAUACAAAGAUUAUUAUUUUAUAUAUGAUUUCUAGGCAGUUAUCAUUUAGUGCUAUGUUGCUCUCGACUCUUCUACUGUGUGGAAGGAAAACAUGACGGGUGGUUAGGGUUAAACAAUCGUAUCUCAUUAUCUAAAGCUUCUACAUAUACGUAUGUAUAUAUAUAUAUAUAUAUAUAUAUAUAUAUAUGUAAGCCUUUUCAUUUUUCCCAAGGCAUAUAUGUCUUAUAUAUAGACUUUCAUGCACAUUUAAAUUAUUUAUUAUAGAGAUGAAAGCAAUAAAUGUCAUGUGAAGGAUAUUUCAACUAAUUGCAGGGUCAGACUGCAUUAGUUUAAAAAACAAGAUACUAAAAAGUUGGUAAAAAUAAAUGUAAUAAAAGAUUAACUAUAGGCUCUAUCAGUUAUAACAUUAAGAUCUGAAGUCUUUCCUAUAUAUCAUUAAACAAUGUAAUUAUUAUAUCUUUAGAAUCAUUGUUCAACUACUCUCAACAAACUAAUUGGUAUUUAAUCCUACAUGGCCAAGUUAUUUAAAAUUCUUAAUCUACAAUAGGUCUUCGGGGAAAGAAGGGAUGUUAUUUAACCCAUGACAACCUUGACAGUGUUGUUUAGUACACAGUUUGUUCUUUACUCAGCAUGGUUUGUUGAGUUCUCUAUGUUUUUUUUUUUUUACCUAUAUGUUAAUUUACAGAUUUUGCCAGGAUCAGUUUAUCUUCAUAUCCUUUAAAAUAUAUAUAUAUAUUUUUUUUUUGAUCAAGUGGCAAUUUUUUUUUUAUUUAUUUAAUAAACAUUAAAUGCUUUAGUACUUAAUCAUCAACGUUAACUGCCUCAAGUAAUUUUACUAUGUCUUCUUACUGAAAAUUCUCGAGAUGCAUUGUUUUUGAAAUUUACCUUGAGAUUAAGCAAUGCUUAUUUCACAGCAUUGCAAGCAAUUAUUAAUUAACCUAGUUGAUAAAUUUCUUCAACCUUUUAAAUUGCAACCUUUUUUUUUAUAUAUAUAUAUAUAAAAAAUUACCUAGAUGAAUCUCAUAUCUCCAGUAUUUUUAUAUAAAAAAAUUCUGGUGCUGUUUCUUUAAUGAAACCUGAAAUGAUUCUUUGUGUAUUUUUUCUAAUGAAGCUAUUAUACACUCUAUUAUAUUUUUAACUAACAGUAGAAGUCAAACUGUGAAAAGUGAUAUAAAAUUAAGAACAACAACCACAGGACAACAUCAUGAGCAUGUUUAAAGAUAUAUUUACAUAUUAGGAACUGGUCAUUUCUUUCACAUACAUGUAUAUAUUUUUAAUUAGACAAAUAAUAAUUAUCUAUUUUUUACUCAGAAUAUCUAUCUAUGCUCUUGUUGCUAUAUAUCAUUAAUCAACUUCUUGAAGAAAAAAAUUAUUAUGUAGUCAUCUUACUUUUCACAGUUGAGAUGAAAUUCUCUUUGCUUUUUUUUUUUUUUUUUCUUGUUUUGUUUUAAACAUCUACUAUUUCCUCCCAAAUUUAACACUCCUAUCACUUCGGAAACAUCUUAUUACUUCUAUUCAGUAAAUCUAUACUUUAUAUCCAUCAUUAAAUUAAAAUUUAAGAUAACAAUGAAUAUAAAAUAAAUUCCAAUAAUGAGAAUUGACACUUUUUUUUCUAAUAGGUUUUACAAAAUUGACCCUGAACAAAAUAUCACACUUUAAAACACACAUAAAACCCACUUACCCCCCAUUUCCCCCGCCCCAUCAAAUGCCAUAUGCCUCAAAAAAAAAUUGAAAAUUGAAGAAAAAAAUUUAAAAAGAGGUGGCACAUAUAUAUAUAUAUAUAUAUAUAUAUAUAUAUAUAUAUAAUAUAUAUAUAUAAUUGUAUCCAAAAAUUGAAAAAAAAAAUAUAUAUAUACUUGUAUAUAAAUAAAAAAAAUUAAAAGAAAAAGAAUUCCACAAAGAAGCCAUUGCUCUGAAAAGUUGAAGUUAAGAUUUUAAUAAUAAAAAAGUACUAAAAAACACAAAAAACUACUUUAUUUUCGUACAAAGAAAAAUCAACUGUCUCCAACUAUUUUAUAGUUAUUUGUUACUGAAUCUGCCCUUAUAAAGAAAGAAACAUUCCAGAAUGUCCAUUUUGCUGUCAUUUAGACAACAUAUAGUGCCAUAGAUAAGUUGCAGAAUGAAAAACUUAACAGCACAACAGAAGAAUGUUUUCUUUCACAACUUUUACUCUUAGAAAGAAUUAAAUUACUAGAAAGAACAAUGUCUUAAGAUUUGAAAAUAUGAAGAAAUUUUUUUAAGUAAAAGUUAACUAUAUGCUGUGAACUCUUGAAAUGGGUUUAAAUUUCUAUAGAAUGAAUACAUUUAUAUAAGAUACACACAUAGGAUACGCACACCCAUAAACAUAUAUAACAUGUUGGUGGGUGGUUGUAAAAUAAAACUUCUCCAUCAUCUCUGGAGUACAUAUUCAAAAUGUAUACUUUUUCACUACACCUAUAUAUUAAAAGAAAACCUAUGUGCUUUUAUGAAUGCAGAUAGACAUAUGUAAUUAUCAAGUUUGUCACAGCUCACAUUUAAAUUCUACACUUCCACCUUCAUUAUUAUUUUUUUUUUCUUUAUAAUUUGUGGUGGCAAUUGUGUGUGUGGAUUUUUUUCCUCUUCUUACAAUGACAUAGAACUCACAGACUUGACUAAGGACUGCUGUAUUAUAAAGAGGUUUCUUUCCUCUGUAGAGGAAGCGAGAGUCUGUGCAACAUAUUUUUGUAAUGAAAUUUUUUACACAUGAAAAAAAAUAAAUAAAUAAAAAAAAAUGAGAAAAAAUAACAAUGUAUAA
Messenger RNA from Octopus sinensis (East Asian common octopus), 5928 nucleotides. RefSeq names its product transcriptional coactivator YAP1. Gene Ontology annotation, biological process: hippo signaling; positive regulation of transcription by RNA polymerase II. Gene Ontology annotation, cellular component: nucleus; cytoplasm. The record is from RefSeq and is a predicted model, not a curated record. Gene Ontology annotation, molecular function: transcription coactivator activity; protein binding. NCBI's taxonomy places the organism in Eukaryota, Metazoa, Mollusca, Cephalopoda, Octopoda, Octopodidae. The transcript has 6 exons. The coding region runs from base 633 to 1748 and encodes 371 amino acids.